Acaulospora colombiana is the source of this 2791-nucleotide messenger RNA. The record is from the annotation of a GenBank genome assembly. Lineage: Eukaryota; Fungi; Glomeromycota; Glomeromycetes; Diversisporales; Acaulosporaceae.
ACGGCCCAAUACUUUACCUAGCUCGGAAAAAUGGGUAGAAAUAGAUGCGGAAACAGUAGAUAAUCUCGAAAAACAAAAUGCCAUUCGUCAUUUGCAAAAAAUAAAUCCAGGAUUAAACAAAACGAAACUGUCGGAACGGGUUGCAAGUGAAAAUGGAGAAAACACAUCAUCGAGUUCUAACGAUUCACAAAAUAAUGAAGGUGAAAUUAACUUAGAAGGAAAGAUAAUUCUUUCCGAAACAAAAUGGGCAAAACCUAGGAAAUCGGAAAAUGAAUCAAUAAUCGACCUUUUUUCUGAUGUGGAUUGGGAUAAAAAGGCAAAAAAGAACUGGAGUGCUGGAAAUCGAAUCAAGAGAUGGAAUAAUCACGCGAAAAAUACCGAUAGGAAAGAUAAUCUAUGGUCAAAGACUUUUGACGGGCCCUCGAAUGGUGGUCAAGAUCGAUCAGAACGUAAUCGUAAUGACCAACCUAAGCCGCCAGGAUCCGAUAGAAUGUUUGAUCGCCUUUUUGAAGAUGGAACGAAUGCACAGUCGCGGCAGAAAUUUUCCUCUGGAUUGUCAGGCGGUGUAAGCCUUGAAAAGAGAAGUUCGAGUCUACCACCAUUCAGCCGUCAUCCACUAAAGAGACAACCCCUUCCUUCGCUGGGAAAAUCAGAACUUCCAUCCAAAAUGGAAAUUUCGAAUGAUAUUGCUCUCGAGUCAACAGCAAUAGGAGAAUCUCAAGGUCUUCGUAAAGAUGAAGAUAGAGUUUCCCGUGCGCGUCAAAAAUUUGGGCUAAGAAAAGAUAGAAUAGGUGCAUUCACGGAACCUCAUAAGACCAAGUAUAUCCGGAAGGGUCAUGAAAGAAUGACAGAGGAAGAAAAAGAGUUUGAUGUAGAUGUUGGUUUUGAAAGACCAAAGAAAAAACAGCAAGUCCAUAGGGAAGCACAAGAAAUUCAAAGGGAAAUUUUCCUUCCAGAAGCUAUUAGCAUUUCUAAUUUAGCAAAGCUUAUUGGCGAACGAAUGGGUGAGCAGACAAAGGUUCAGGUGCUGAAUUCCGAAGAGGCAUCAUUGAUCGUGAUGGAAUAUAAUUUGAAUCCGGUAGUCAAUAGUGUUGCAUCAUUGGAUCUUUAUUCAAAACCUAAACCCGCCGACAUGUCUAAACAUCCGUUUCGUCCUCCGAUCGUGACUAUAAUGGGUCACGUUGACCACGGGAAAACCACCCUUCUAGAUAAUUUGCGAAAAUCCUCUGUGGCGGCUGGCGAAGUAGGCGGAAUCACUCAGCAUAUCGGUGCUUUCUCAGUUUCAUUACCUUCGAAGAAGACUAUAACCUUUCUUGACACACCUGGUCAUGCCGCCUUUUCGGCUAUGCGUGCCCGUGGUGCUCAUGUAACUGAUAUCAUCGUUCUAGUGGUUGCGGCUGAUGACGGUGUGAUGCCGCAGACGCUGGAGGCUAUUAAGCACGCCAAAGAUGCCGGAGUGCCUAUGAUUGUAGCGAUUAACAAGAUUGAUAGGCAUGACGCGAACGUGGCUAAAGUACGCGAAGGUCUUAUGUCGAAUGGUGUGGAACUUGAGGAAUACGGCGGGGAAACACAGUGCGUCGAGAUUUCUGCCAUGACGGGUAAAGGUUUGGUGGAAUUAGAGGAAUCUAUCAUAACUCUAGCUGAAUUAAUGGAAUAUCGUGCCGAGAUUGACACUGAAGCCGAGGGUAAUAUAAUAGAAUCACUGAUAGAAAAGGGAAAAGGAAAUGUUGCCACGGUGUUGGUGAGACGUGGCACCUUAAGACAAGGAGAUGUUAUAGUUGCAGGUACAAGUUGGUGCAAAGUUAGACUGAUGACUGACGAUAAAGGUCAUUCGCUUAAGCAAGCGUUACCUGGUACUCCUGUGAAAGUCAUUGGCUGGAAGGAUCUUCCAAAGGCUGGUGACGAAGUUCUUCAGGCGAAGGAUGAGGAAAUCGCAAAAACCGUGGUCAAUAACCGGAAGUUAAGAGGGGAACGGGAAAAGCAAUUGAGGGAUCUCGAGGUUAUUAAUGAAAAGCGAAGACAACGUAAACAAGAGUUGGAAAUUGAGCAAGCUAAUGCUAGAAAUUUCAAGAAAGAGGUUUGGAUGUUCCAUAAAGGCUUGCUUAAGGAAUACCCUACUAUCUCCCCCCCUCCUGAAAACAAAGCAAAGAUUGAGGAAAAUAAUGUCAAAGAAUUGAGAGUUGUCGUCAAAGCCGACGUCAGUGGUUCUGUCGAGGCAGUUGUAAACUCAUUAGACAUGAUAGGUAACGAAGAAGUCAAUGUUAACUUGGUCGACUUUGGAGUAGGUGAUGUUAACGAGUCAGAUGUCACAAAAGCUUCAGCUUCAAAGUCCCUGAUAUAUGGAUUUAAUGUCAAGGUGAACCCAAAGGCUGGUGUAUUGGCGAAGAUGGAACACGUCGACAUCGUAACAUAUGAUAUUAUUUACAAGCUAUUGGACGAUGUGAAAGAUCGAUUAUCCAAGAUGUUACCGCCCAUUCUGGAAACCCAUAUCACGGGUGAAGCGAUGGUAUUAAAAAUAUUUGAGGUCAAUGUUAGAAGCAAGGAAUUUAGGCCUGUGGCUGGUUGCAGGAUCACGAGUGGUAUGGUGACCAAGACUCAAAAAGCUCGAGUGAUGAGGGGUGAAAAGCAAAUUUGGGAAGGUUCGAUUGAAUCAUUGAAACAGGUGAAAAAUGAUAUUCUCGAGGCGAAGAAAGGAACAGAAUGUGGCAUAAUGCUCCAGGGGUUCACGAACUUCAAAGAAGGAGAUACCAUCCAGACCGUGGUUAUCAAGGAGGUGCCACGUACUUUAUAG